CUCGUCUUCAUUUUUAGGUCCAAUACAUGUGAGUCUGUCUCACAGAAAAAGGCUCUCACACCCAGCCGAUUCCACUAUAAAAGCCGAGCGAGAUAUAUUCGAGGACAGUACUUGAAAUAUUUUCUGUUCUCUUUCAGGCCAUCUUCUGGUCACGCUCAUUCCAUUUCCGUCUCCGAAUAAAUCGCUAAUUCCGCCGUCGAUUUUCUCAACCCUAUAAACCUAACUUCACAGGCUCGCUCAGUCAGCGUGGACGAAAACCCUCCCUUGCUUCCUGAGAGCUAUGCCGACCAACGAUGGCUUCCAAGCAGGUGUUUCAAAUUGCUAUGUGUUCAAGAGCCGUUUACAGGAGUAUGCUCAAAAAAUUGGACUUCCUACACCUGUGUAUGACACUAUCAAAGAAGGCCCUUCCCAUGAGCCAUCCUUCAGGUCAACUGUGAUAGUGAAUGAUGUUAGAUACGAUUCUUUGCCUGGAUUUUUCAAUCGUAAGGCAGCAGAACAGUCAGCUGCCGAAGUGGCUUUAUUUGAGUUAUUUAAAUCUGGUGAAGUCAAUCAAAGCAUCUCUCAGCCUGUUAGCCAGCAUUAUUUAAAAAGUUCCAGCUGCCAUGUGCAUGAAACAGGAUUAUGCAAAAAUCUACUUCAGGAAUAUGCUCAAAAGAUGAAUUAUGCAAUUCCUGUAUAUCAGUGCCAAAAGGAUGAAACCCCAGGCCGGCUGCUUCUUUUUUCGUGUACUGUUGAGAUUGGAGGGAUUCGUUACAUUGGAGCUGCUGCAAGAACGAAGAAAGAAGCAGAAAUUAAAGCUGCCAGAACUGCUCUUUUAGCCAUUCAGUCGAGUGCAUCUCAGUCAUCUGAGAAACCCUUUGGCAACUCUCAGUUAACGGUAAUCCCAUGCAAGAAAAGGGGGACCGAAUCAGUUAUUAAUACUGAGGAGGCUGCAAAUGUUCCAAAGGCAAAGAAGACUCGAUUUAAAAAGAAAAUGUUGAAAAAGAAACUUCCCAGAGAUAAGGCAGGCUACUCUCUAGUUGAGAAUGCAGUCAAAAUGGAGUUCUUUAUGGAUAACUGCUCAGAACCCAAUCAAACCGACGUACCUCGGAACCAAGAAGCAAGUUUGGGAACGUUGGCUAUGGAAGCCAUGAGAAAUUCUCAAGAUGGUAGAUCAGAUGUGAACUCAAGUGAGAAAGAAAUAUUCGGCGGGGAAGUUGCUUUGGCACACCGAGUUAAUGGAAAUAGUGAGAAUGGUAAGUCGACAGCUUCAUAUUCUAAUCCAAGCAAUAAUGGGAAUCCUGACGCAGGAACAUCUUCCGUGUUUUCUGGAGACAUGACCGUGUCCACAAAGGAUGUAAUUGGGGUAUUUGGAGUUGAAGAGGUAGCUUCAGUUGCAGACAAUUCUACCAUGGGUCAGAUAGAGGCUUCAACCAUCCUGCCGGCUUAAAACAAUCAGAAGAGAGGAUCCAAGCGGGCGUAAACCGUGCUGGAGAGAGACGGGGUUCAAUUGGUUGGAAAUUAUUUUGCAGUUAGGAAGAUGAAUUGAAUUGAGUGUUUUAAGAUUUCUGUAUCAGUUGGUCUAUGCUAUAAGCACUUUCUAGGCUUUUUGUAAAUUUUAGGAUCACAACCAGGCUUCUUCAGAGGGAGCUUGAAUCCUUCCACACACACAAAGUUCAUUCGGGUGUCUUGAACAUUUCAGUCAAGAGUUUACACAACGGCUUUGUUUGUAUGUUUUGGUAGAUUCAGAGCAUGAACCACAAAGAACGUACUGUGUUGCACUUUAUAUUUAUUGCUUAUCUUGAGAACUUAGUUUUCUGUUUGAAUGUUACAUUGACAAGAAUCUAUUAGGAUUGAUUA
Messenger RNA from Corylus avellana, 1839 nucleotides. The record is from RefSeq and is a predicted model, not a curated record. Lineage: Eukaryota; Viridiplantae; Streptophyta; Magnoliopsida; Fagales; Betulaceae.